Molecule: messenger RNA, 258 nt
Organism: Magnusiomyces paraingens
Lineage: Eukaryota; Fungi; Ascomycota; Dipodascomycetes; Dipodascales; Dipodascaceae
Exons: 2
Coding region: 1-258 (85 amino acids)
Biological process (GO): protein ubiquitination; anaphase-promoting complex-dependent catabolic process; positive regulation of mitotic metaphase/anaphase transition
Cellular component (GO): anaphase-promoting complex; nucleus
Molecular function (GO): cullin family protein binding; zinc ion binding; ubiquitin protein ligase activity
Source: RefSeq, a predicted model, not a curated record
AUGAAAGUCACCGUCAAACAGUGGAAUGCCGUGGCCGCCUGGAAAUGGCAUGCAGCCGACGACGAGCUUUGCGGUAUUUGCCGAGCCAAGUUCGAGGCCACUUGUCCAACUUGCAAGUAUCCAGGCGAUGGCUGCCCCUUGAUCAUUGGUGCGUGCAACCAUUCUUUUCACAUGCAUUGUAUGCUCAAAUGGCUGGACACUGAAACCUCUCAAGGUCUAUGUCCCAUGUGCCGCCAGCCUUUCAGUACAGCAGAUUAA